AAAGCGGAAAGGAGGGGAGAAGUUUGGCAUCGGCGCGCUUCACUGUGCGUCUUUACGCCUGAUGCUCUGAGAAGAACAGACUUGGGUUCACUGCGCGUGCACGCCCACAUCCUCAUGUCGGUUGUAGCCUACUUUCUGUAGGUUGAUAAAAGUUUACUAGGAGGGCGGACAGCAGAGAAGAUGAUAUCUGACCAAGAUGAGUCGGAAAGGUGAACUUAAAUGACCAAGAGUGCACGUCAAUCACCUGCCAUAAAUCUGGGAGAAAUGGGCAUGCUUGGUGUGGACCUCCUGGUAACUUUGCAGAUCUUGCCAGGUUUCUUCUCCAACUGCCUGUUUUUCGUGCUCUAUGACUCGAUAGUGCUGGUGAAGCGUGUGGUGUCACUCCUGAGCUGCUCGGGCUCGACGGGUGAGUGGCAGCGCAUGUUAACCACAGCCGGUGUGCGCUCCAUAUGGAACAGCUUUCUGCUGGACGCCUACAAGCAGGUGAAGCUGGGGGAGAUGGCUCCAAACUCCAAGGUGUUUAAAGUCCCUGGCAUAAACAGACGGUGGAGCAUCAGCGGUAAGACCCACAACGAGUGUCACCUGCUGGACUUCGAGUCUCCCAACCGCCCACUAGUGGUUAACUUUGGCUCAGCCACUUGACCCCCAUUUAUAAGCCAGCUGCCGGUGUUCCGGCGGAUGGUGGAGGAUUUUUCGAAUGUGGCGGAUUUCCUGCUCGUCUACAUCGAUGAGGCUCACCCCUCUGACGGAUGGGCAGCUCCUCCCAUGGAGCCCUAUUCGUUUGAAGUGAGGAAGCACCGUAAUCUGGAGGAGAGGAUGUUGGCGGGCCGCAAACUUCUGGAGCAUUUCUCCUUGCCCCCUCAGUGCCAAUUGGUGGCCGAUUGCAUGGACAAUAAUGCAAAUGUAGCCUACGGUGUGUCUUAUGAGAGGGUCUGCAUCGUACAGAAGAAUAAAAUCGCUUAUCUUGGGGGUAAGGGUCCCUUUUUCUACAACCUUAAAGAUGUGCGGCAUUGGCUCGAAAAGAGCUACGGGAAGCGAUAAUUUCUCGAAAAAAGAGGUCAAAUAGCAUUGUCUGUGAAUGGUAGAAGAAUUUAUUUUUGUACAAUUGAGAGAAAAGUAGAGCAAGGUGCUUUCAGAAACUGUUUAAAGGACGCUCCGGGGGAGACUCUUGGGCUGUGUUCCAAGUCCAUUUUUUUAAUUAUUUAAAAUGAUCAGUAGGUGUCCUGGGUGGAGGUUUGACAUUCCUAACCACUUUAAAAUGAAUAUAGACACUAAAUACUGACAUGUGGUUUGCACUUCAAUUUUGAGAUUACACUUUGUUGCCAGCACAAUUUUUUAGAUGCACUAUUAAUAACUUGUGAUUAAUGUAGAGUUACAGUGUGCAAUAAUUAAUGCAACAUAACCUAUAUUGCUUAAGAAAGAAAAACCAAAUUGCUGAACAGAAGAGAAAGCACAAGUACCCAGCUUUUAUAUGAAAAGAAUAAUUUAUUUUUAUUUACAUUCAAUGUUUGUUAUUUUUAGCAUGUUGCCUGUUUAUGCGCUUGUAACGCUUUCCAUUCCCCUUUCUCUUGAACUGACAAUCAUUCAUAUUCCAUUGUAAAUGUACUUGUAUCAUCAGCCAAUACAUCCUGAUGGCUGUUCAGUCCAUUUGCACCAACAAUGUGUCAAUAAUGCAUGCAUCAAAGUACAAUAUUUUUUACCCAGCUUGGUUAGUGCACUAAUGAUAGAAAUUUGGUCCAUAUUAUGGAUAACAAAACAAACAACAAUUUGUUGAUUUUAGUAUUGGCACAUGACGCAUCGGUGGCCUUGCGUUAUCACAGUAGUCUCGGCCACUGGGCUUAAGUCGGACACGUUGCAGUGUACUGGAAAGCUGAUGAAAAGUUAAGUGGGUGUUUUACUCCUGAAUGUUUGAAUAGAACUAACUCUAACAGAUCUGCUGUCAUUCAUUUGUGUCAAUACAGAGUUGAUGUGCACAUGAAAAUCACAGAUGAAAUGGUCCCAUGUCCUGUCUGUGGUUGGAUAACAGACCACACCUCUCUCUGUUCUGAUCCAAAUGAACAUGACUGCAAACAUACUGAAAUGAUCACUUGGAAUCUGUAAAUGCUUUGAGUUAUGUUUCACUCAACUGUUUUCAUGUAGUACAACCAUUCCUUUUUCUUUUAAUAAGUAAAAGCAAUGAAAAAAUAAAGUGUACUGCU
Messenger RNA from Xyrauchen texanus (razorback sucker), 2198 nucleotides. RefSeq names its product iodothyronine deiodinase 2 (gene dio2). NCBI's taxonomy places the organism in Eukaryota, Metazoa, Chordata, Actinopteri, Cypriniformes, Catostomidae. The transcript is spliced from 2 exons. Gene Ontology annotation, molecular function: thyroxine 5'-deiodinase activity. The record is from RefSeq and is a predicted model, not a curated record.